Messenger RNA from Lepus europaeus (European hare), 338 nucleotides. RefSeq names its product serine peptidase inhibitor Kazal type 4 (gene SPINK4). The transcript is spliced from 4 exons. NCBI's taxonomy places the organism in Eukaryota, Metazoa, Chordata, Mammalia, Lagomorpha, Leporidae. The record is from RefSeq and is a predicted model, not a curated record. The coding region runs from base 17 to 277 and encodes 86 amino acids. Gene Ontology annotation, molecular function: protein binding; serine-type endopeptidase inhibitor activity.
CCAGCCCGGGAUCAGCAUGGCCGUCCGCCUGUGGUGGGUCACCCUGGCUUUGGCUGCCCUUCUUGUUGUGGAUGGGGAAGUGCCCGUGGCGGCCGGCAAGAUUGUUUUCUCAAGAAUGCCCAUCUGUGAGCACAUGGCAGAGCCUCCAGAUUGUCCCCAGACGUCCAAACUCGUCUGCGGCACUGACGGGGUCACCUACAACAACGAGUGCCAUCUCUGCUUGACCCGGAUAAUAACCAAACGGGACAUCCAGAUUGUAAAGGAUGGCAGAUGCUGAAACCACAGGAGCACCUCGAGCCACGAAGCUCCAGGCUGGAGAGCAGUGGUGGGCACCGAGA